AUGAAAAGAACAGCGGUAGAUAUUGAAUUAUUGCCAGAACUGAUUGAAGACAAAGAACACAAUAUUGCUAUUAAGGUGCGCAAAAGUUCCUGGACUCUUAUCAGUGGUAUUAUUUGCGGGGCUAUCUUGAUGGCUUGUAUUAUUGCAGUUGCAGUGCUUCUCAUCACUCGUCGAAGACGAAAACGUCGUGAUGUUAUGAAUGCAUAUGUUGGAGACGUAGUUACAAAACAAGCAGCUGCUGCUGCUGAAGAAGAAGAAAGUGAUAAUAAAAUUGGCGGUAUGGUUUGCACACCCGGAGAAACGUCAUUCAGCAACGUGAUUCACUCUAAUCGUACUGAUACAGUAGUGCUUCCUCAGCUAAACUCGACGGAACUUAAAACACUUUUACGUACACUUAAUCACAAUGAGGUCAUAAAAGUGGUGCCAAAAAGUAAAAAACCACCUACAAUCACACGUGUAAUCACUUACGCUACAUCAGAUGAUAUAACUAGCAUUGAAAAUACUACAAUAAAUGACGGUGUUACGGAAGACAAUGAUGGUGAUUUACUAACAAAAUUGAUAAAAAAUGGUCCAAGACAAUAUCCAUUUAAAUUUGAUGAACUUCGAGAAAUGCUUCUUCAGGGAGCCCGAAUCCUUAUUGAAGAACCUACAUUGCUCGAAGUUCCAUUACCAUGUACAGUAUAUGGCGAUAUUCAUGGACAGUACAGUGAUUUGCAUCGAUGGUUCAAUUUGAAUGGUUGGCCAAGCCAAGUUCGCAGUGUAUUCUUGGGAGAUUAUGUCGAUCGUGGAUCACAUGGAAUCGAAGUUAUCGCAUUGCUUAUAUCACUUAAAAUCCGUUUUCCCAAAAAUAUUUACUUGUGUCGUGGUAAUCAUGAAGAAGAAUCUCUGAAUCGUGCAUAUUCCUUUCAUGAUGAAGUUCGCGUGAGAUUUCCUGAAAGUCCGGAUGGAAAAGAUGGCCGAACUUUAUAUACAUAUUUCCGAAGUUUGUUCAAUAACUUACCAUUGGCUGUACUGAUCGGAGGCAGAAUUCUCGGAAUGCAUGGAGGGAUCGGUCCAAAGCUUACAUCACUUCAAGCAAUUCGAGAAAUCCGUCGACCGUUGGAGGAAUUUGAGGUUGGAUCACUUGAAUGUGAUUUGGUAUGGUCUGAUCCAGAUACAACUCCAAACCAUGAUGGUUUUCGAAACAAUAUGGAGCGAGAACCAUUAUAUGGUAUCGGUCAACUGUUUGCUCCUGAUACAGUACAGAAUUGCUGCAAAAAACUGGGUAUCGAUAUGAUGAUUCGCGGACAUCAGGCACCUCUAUAUGGAUAUGCAUUAUUCUCAGGUGGUUGCAUGCUGACUGUAUUCUCAGCUCCAGGAUAUAAGGGUACUUCAAAAAAUGAUAUUAAUAUGGGGGCAUCUAUUGAAAUUUCAACUUGUAUGAAUAUCGCCAUUAAACAGAUUCAAGUAAGCGAAAAGUUUCGUCAGAAGAGAAUCGCCGAUUCUGAGCAUAGAAAAGCGAGCAGUCACAAAAGUAAGCAAACCCCGUCUGUCAACAGUCAACAGCAAAAUGCAUCGAUAUUGCGAUAA
Molecule: messenger RNA, 1569 nt
Organism: Thelazia callipaeda (thelaziosis nematode)
Lineage: Eukaryota; Metazoa; Nematoda; Chromadorea; Rhabditida; Thelaziidae
Source: the annotation of a GenBank genome assembly